AUGUUUGCUCGACGACGUUUGCAAAAACUGAUGGAGGAGGAGGUGUAUCGUAAUUCAGCUUUGGCUCUUGUCAACAUGAAUGUCGGUCAUCCUCCUCCCAAUGGCCAAAGUCACAUUCCCGAUGUGUGUCUCGACUCUUGGGAGCAAUACAAGGCGUACGUUUGGCUCUUCACUCAAAUCGGUGUGGGCAUACGACAAAGUUGUCGUCCUCUCAUCACCACCUUCAUUGAUUCGCGUGGUGAUGUGGUGUCUGCCACAGGACUGGCGCAGGCUCUUCGUGACCUCUUCACCUCGCAGGCAGAACGGGAUCGUGUCAGUCAUGGCGGUGUCUGCUCCUCUUUCUGCCUGUUGGAGAUGGCGCAUACUCACUAUCACCUUCUGCCCAAACGGAGAUCUGUGGUGACCCAAUCCUCGACGACGCCUCGUAGAGUUACGUCCGCCUCCAACGCUACCUCACUUCCCACAUCCCCCAAGCAGUUGGUUGAGCCACUUACCUCGCCGAAGUUCAAAUCCGAUAGCUACGUUGGGGACAAAGGCUUCUUCACGUUCUUCACGGACUCACCAUCUAAUCCAACGACCUUUGAGCCGCUCCAUCAGCAUGAGCAGGAUGCUGCCAACCAAUCUAGCUUUCACUACCUUCGUGACAUGCCUGAUCUCAUAGAGCUGUCACAGAAGUUACAGACUCGCUUAGCUGAGGCCUUCAGAAGCAGUGGGGCCAAUACCUCUCCUGACAACAAUGGGGAGAGGAAAGAGACAUGUGGGAGUCGGGUGAAGGCCUAUCUCUCCAAGGAGGCGGCACUUCGUCUCUCUCAUCGCCUAUUGGCCAGCCAAACAGUGCCAACGCUGGGUCAAAAAUCCACUCGCUCAAGAAGUCAUAGAACUCACCUUUUCUUCCUCCUACACUCAUCCCACAUCCUACAUGAUGGCGAUGAUGAUGAUGAUGAUAUCAGUGAAAUGACCUCGACUAGUUGGAACGGACAGCACCGAAGCCAACGUGUGAACACCAUCUCUGAGGCAAAAAAGAAAGAGAGAGACGAGAAACGGAAACUUUUCAAUGUCAUUAACACGGAGAGAUCCACACCUUCACAACCACUCUCACCUAUCAAACAGAGGCGAACAUUUGGACGAGAUUCGGAGGAGGAGGAGGCGAAGGAGGUGGAGUUUGAAUUAACUGCUUCCAGUGCUAUUUCAAUGAAUGUGGUUGAAGAUGUGGUCACCUUGCCGUCUUUCAAGAGCUCAGUCUCCCUUGGUUAUAGAUAUCGACAUGGUCGUCUCUUUCAAACAACCACUCAAGUAUCGCCGAGUGUGAAGACACCACCUCCAUGCAUCUCGGUUCCAGCCCUUCGGUUUGGUCUAGCUGAUCAAAAGAGCAAUAGCACUGCCACUUCUUCCUCUAUUCCUGAAAGCAAUAAGGCGGCAGACAACACGAAGGCGACAACAAAGAAAGGGGAGGAAGUGACACAAGUGAAGCUGCAGGAGGAUGAAGAGGUGAUGCAAUCAAAAGUUCAACGUACAUACCUUUUUGAGGAGGCCAUGAUCAAUGCUACGGAUUCCAAGCUGUGGACUAAUAUGCAAUUCUGGGAGGACUUAUUCCUCGACACCGUAGUACAGGAGCGAGGAAUGGACUUCGAUCCGGAAGGCUUGUUGGAGCACUACGCUCACCUCACUCCAAUCGGUCAAAAGCAUUUGGAGUUGAAUGAGGAUGACUUGUUGGCUGGAGUGAUGCACAAUCUUAUCGCCUUCAUGAGGGGCAACGACAUUGAUCUCCUCCCCAUGGCAAGUCGCCAAUUCACACCCGAAACCUUUUUCGUCUAUCCUGUGUGGUUGGAGGAGGCUGAGAUGUGUGCAAUGGAGGUAGGUGUUUCAUCACAGGUUGCUAUUGGGGAUGAGUAG
Hydatigera taeniaeformis is the source of this 1893-nucleotide messenger RNA. Lineage: Eukaryota; Metazoa; Platyhelminthes; Cestoda; Cyclophyllidea; Taeniidae. The record is from the annotation of a GenBank genome assembly.